Messenger RNA from Purpureocillium takamizusanense, 3244 nucleotides. RefSeq names its product RING-type E3 ubiquitin transferase. Bases 804 to 2468 code for a protein of 554 amino acids. The transcript is spliced from 4 exons. Lineage: Eukaryota; Fungi; Ascomycota; Sordariomycetes; Hypocreales; Ophiocordycipitaceae. The record is from RefSeq and is a predicted model, not a curated record.
CACCCGACUACGUACCGUACCUGUACCCGACCGACCCCUUGCUGGGGCCGACCAGCGCCGGGCUGCCUGGACUGAGAGCCUGCCCGCCAACGAAUCACUGAAUUAACAGGCAGGCCAGGGUCUCGCACUCUGAUUUGCGGCGGCUGACAAACGUCAUCCAAUCCGCUCCGACCCUCCCCCAUCGGCCGUCGCCUCAGCCUGAAUCUCGGCUUGCGCUUCGUCGACCUUCGCGGCCCUUCCACAUGUCGCUGGCCUCUCCUCACUGUCCUUUUCAUCGCCUCGUCCUCGCGCCCGCCCGCCCGGUGCUCCAACGCGACGAGUCGGAACGGCCCCCCUAGGACGGCAUUCUUUGCUCCGGCAUCUUUCUUAGCGAGUCAUACGAGCAAGCACCUGACCGGAGGUCUCAGGCCCCAAACGGCGGCCAUUUCGGUACUUGAGGCCUGCAGCUGACAUAUCUCAGAAGCAUCAGCGAAGUUGGUUCCCUACCUGUGCGGUUCGCGCUGUUGCCACCCCGCCUUCAGCCUACGAGGCUAGCAUCUUUGAUGCCCCCUCCAAUAGUGUGAGCUGCGCUCCCAACCUCGGAUUCUUCCCUUGGCCUUUGUUGUUGCUUGAUCGACGUUGUUUGGGACAAACCUUUUUGGUCGCGCUUUCGUUGCCCGCCUCUCCGACCCCCUGUCUUCCCAUUCGACACCUCUUUAACACACCCGGCCUUCACUCUGGCGUCUCGCGCGUUUCGACUUGCCAGCCUCGCUGUUGGCCUCGGACUUGGUGCCUUGACGGCAUAUCAACACAGCCAGGCCCAGAUGGCCUCCCACGACCAGGAGGAUGGUCACCUAGACGCCACCUCUGGUCGCGAGGUUGUCUACUGUCAUGCCUGCACCCACGAAUGGCAUCGCGACGAGCAUGGUCUCGAGUGCCCAGACUGUGGGAGUGACAUAACAGAGAUCGUCGAAGCCGAUAAUGACCCCCGCGAGGUCGACGAUGACUCGUUGAACGCACCGUCGUCAGGACUGCUCGGUCUGCGCCACUACGAGGACGAUUCAGACCCCGAAGAGGCCGAUAUAGAAGAGCACCUCGGGCCACAUGGAUUUGUUCACCGCCGCAGCGUACGUGCCGGCGAUGGCCACGAUAAUCAUCAUGAACCCGGAAUUGCCCCCGUCCUGAAUCGGUUCUAUGAAAUGCUCGAGACCUUUGGCCAACCUCGGCCGAUGGACAGUCGCGAAACCCCUACUCGCAACCCUGGUAGCACUGCCACCCCUUUGCCAACAGUUCAUCGUGCUACCUUUACGACCGGACCUUUUGGCAGAGGAACCGCCUCCGUCACCAUUUACUCUGGCCCUGUCAGACACAACAUGGGCCAUGCGAACAACACGGGCCAUGCCCCUGCUGACCCGUUCCAAUCAAUAUUUUCUGAUGUCCUUCGAGACAUGGGCCCGCCUCCCGUAGGUCAUGGCAAUGCGGGCCCAACAAAUCCUGACGACAUGGGACCUCAAGUUCAAACCUUUGCCCGCAGUCUGCAUGACAUUUUGAGUCUGUUCAGCCCUGCCAACGCCAUGGCUGGCGACGCCGUUUACUCUCAGGAGGCUCUCGACAGAAUCAUAACACAGCUCAUGGAGGCCAACCCACAAUCUAAUGCGGCACCUCCAGCUUCCGACCAGGCCCUUCGGUCUCUCGACCGGCGCCCUGUCGAUCGCGAGAUGCUCAAGGGAGAGACUAAGACCGAGUGUACGAUUUGUAUCGACGAGCUCAAGAUCGGAGACAUGGCAGUGUUCCUACCCUGCAAGCAUUGGUUUCACGAGGACUGUGUCGUACUAUGGCUGAAGGAACACAACACUUGUCCAAUUUGCAGAACGCCUAUCGAGAAGCGCAAUGGCCCGAACGAUGCCGGUAGCACAGGCCAAUCUGACAACGCCUCGGCGCCAAAUGCAUCGGGCUUGAGAUCUGGCCCUGCCCCUUACAACCCCUCAUCGGUCGACUACACCGCCAAUGCGACGAACGAAGGACCGAGACGUUUUCGAACAAGUUUCAGCGGACAUUUCGGUGGAAACUACAGCUCUGGCGCUGGGCGGGCCAACGAGGAGUCAACAAGGACGUCGGAGCCGACACACCCACGAGCCAUUCCCGGCCGGCGCUCUAGUCAGCUCAACGAGGCCUUCCGGGCUGUGACAACGAUACAACAAGAGCGCGAUCGAGCACGCGGACGUGGCACCCCCUCACAGACCAUCUUUGACACGUCCAGGUUGCAAAGACGGACCUCCUUGUCGCCGUCCAGUCCAAGACAAGGAGCGAUGGCCGAUUACGGCUCUCGAAUGAGGCAACGAAGUCCGUCGGAGAGCAGCAGGCGCGGACAAGGCGAUCGCGUGAAUGGCCGGUCUGGUGGACAGGGACCAAUCAGUUGGCUACGUGAUCGUUUCUCUAGUUCCGGCGGCUCGAAUCAGGGUUCGUCGCGGGACGACAGGCGACAGUAGGAGGACAGCCUCGCUCGUUAGCCACGGGGCGAUUUUUGGCUGCGACUAUGGGAAGACGUUCAAGAUGCGCUGCCAAGGGCUGUGAGAGACGCAUGGGGACGAUAGAUGAUGUGUGUCGCGCGGUGCACGUGCUGGCCGUAUGCAUGGAAGAAGGUCCCCGUUCCAAUGGCCCGGCACGCAGAAGCUUGGCAGGGGAAUGUGUUAACAGGACACGGGGUAAGGCAGCACAGGAUGCUCUCAAGGUCAGGCUGUGAGGUGCGAGGGCAGCCAUGAUUCAUGACGGGAGAAUGAUUAACGACUACGAGGAACUGCAUGGCGUGGGCUACCACCUGCCAUCGUCGCUAUGAAAAGUUGAUCUUCAAGCCGGGAUGAAGCGAACUUUAGAGCGGGCCAAGUGGGAUGCAUGUAGGGAAGGCGUGUCGUUUGGAGAACACCAAGGCAAGGCGCCGGGCAACCGUGAGCAACAGCCCACAAGUCGUCGGAUAGAAGAAGGAAGAAACAACGAGAGGCCGACGGGGCCGAGAUUGCAACCGCCAGUGCCAUUCGCCUCUUUGGGAGACGAGCAUAUUUCGUAGGCUCGGCAGGCUGCAGGAUCGGACCGCUCCGGCUACGUGUGUCGCUAGGAGGGCGCGUUCAAUUGAGUCUGGAUACUCCCGGAAAGGCUCUUCGUGGUCUCGCGCGUCGUCGGUUAGUUACACCAAUGCCGAUCUCCUGGCCGCCUGCGUUGAACUUGCACCCCCCCACACGAAGAGACCGUCGCGCCGGCCGUGAAGUUU